This is a messenger RNA of Morus notabilis, 1794 nucleotides long. RefSeq names its product integrin-linked protein kinase 1. Lineage: Eukaryota; Viridiplantae; Streptophyta; Magnoliopsida; Rosales; Moraceae. The transcript is spliced from 11 exons. Bases 190 to 1521 code for a protein of 443 amino acids. Gene Ontology annotation, molecular function: ATP binding; protein kinase activity; protein binding. Gene Ontology annotation, biological process: protein phosphorylation. The record is from RefSeq and is a predicted model, not a curated record.
AGAAGCGGCAGUGAAGAAAAAGAAGAAAGAAUUUAAACAAAAACGUAAAAUAAAUAAAAAUUCAAGCAAAGAAGACGACCCAAAACCCAAAUUCCAUUUCUCUUCAAAAGCCAGCUCAUAAUUCCCAAAGAGGAAAGAAAGAAAGAAAGAAAGAAAGAGAGAGAUCUCCAUUGGAUCCGGUCUUCGGCGAUGAGCUCGGAGUCGACGCCGGAAUCGGCGGGGAACGCCGAUGGCGGCGGGAAGGGAGGCACUCCGUGCGGUCCGUCGGCGGCGGGGGAGAAGGGGAAACAGAAGGAGAAGGCGAGGGUGAGCCGGACGUCGCUGAUUCUGUGGCACGCCCAUCAAAACGACGCCGUUGCCGUGCGGAAGCUUCUGGAAGAGGAUCGGUCGCUCGUCCACGCCAGGGACUACGACAACCGCACUCCUCUCCACGUCGCCUCCCUCCACGGCUGGAUCGACGUCGCCAAGUGCCUCAUCGACUACGGCGCCGACGUCAACGCCCAGGAUCGCUGGAAGAACACCCCUCUGGCGGAUGCAGAAGGAGCGAAGAAACACGCCAUGAUUGAGCUGUUAAAAUCAUAUGGCGGCUUGUCUUUUGGCCAAACUGGAAGUCAUUUUGAACCGAAGCCGGUCCCACCUCCUCUGCCUAACAAGUGUGACUGGGAAAUCGAGCCUUCCGAGCUGGACUUUUCAAACUCAAAUAUCAUAGGAAAGGGCUCUUUCGGUGAGAUUUUGAAAGCCCAUUGGCGUGGAACACCAGUUGCCGUCAAACGCAUUCUUCCAUCUCUUUCAGAUGAUAGAUUGGUCACUCAGGACUUCCGGCAUGAAGUUAUUUUGCUAGUGAAGCUCCGCCACCCUAAUAUUGUUCAAUUUCUUGGAGCAGUCACUGAGAAGAAGCCACUUAUGUUAAUUACAGAGUAUUUACGAGGGGGUGAUCUUCAUCAGUACCUAAAGGAAAAGGGCUCGCUUAGUCCUUCAACAGCUAUAAACUUUGCAUUGGACAUUGCCAGGGGCAUGGCUUAUCUUCAUAACGAACCAAAUGUCGUAAUUCACCGUGACCUAAAACCAAGGAAUGUUCUUUUAGUCAAUUCCAGUGCAGAUCAUCUAAAAGUUGGAGAUUUUGGGCUGAGUAAGCUCAUCAAGGUCCAGAAUUCUCAUGAUGUGUACAAAAUGACUGGCGAGACUGGAAGUUACCGGUAUAUGGCUCCCGAAGUUUUCAAGCACCGGAAAUAUGACAAAAAGGUCGAUGUGUUCUCUUUCGCGAUGAUACUGUACGAGAUGCUCGAAGGGGACCCCCCGCUUGCAAACUAUGAGCCUUACGAGGCAGCCAAAUAUGUGGCAGAAGGACACAGGCCCUCAUUUCGCUCAAAAGGAUACAGCCACGAGCUGAGAGAGUUGACAGAGCAGUGUUGGGCUGCGGACAUGAACCAAAGGCCUCCCUUUUUGGAAAUUCUCAAAAGGCUUGAGAAGAUAAAGGAAAAUCUACCCGCAGAUCAUCACUGGAGCAUAUUCAAUUCGUAAUAGGCAGCCACAUUUUUAGAUUCAUGAGGUAACAUAUUUGUCAAUGCCGUCAUUGCCUUUUCACCUCCACAUCUCUCUUCUGCUCAACGGGAUUGUGAAUACUCAUGAUUGGGAAACCUUUGCUUUGUCACUAAAUAGCUCUAGUCGCUUGUAUCUCUUGAUUUCAAUCUUUUUACCAUGUCCAUGAACCUUCAUCCUGUAACUGGAUUCUUUUCCCUUUAUACAUUUCAAGUGUAAUUUUUUUUUUUUUUUUUUGGUCUUUGAAUUGAUAAC